This is a messenger RNA of Cercopithifilaria johnstoni, 996 nucleotides long. NCBI's taxonomy places the organism in Eukaryota, Metazoa, Nematoda, Chromadorea, Rhabditida, Onchocercidae. The record is from the annotation of a GenBank genome assembly.
AUGGCACAACAAUAUGGCUAUGCUGGGCAACCGCCUUAUCAACAGCCAGAUUAUCCAAAUGGAGGAAAUCCAUAUCAGCAAGGUCCUCCAUAUCAGCAAGGUCCUCCAUAUCAGCAUGGUCCACAAUAUCAGCAUGGUUCACCAUACAAUCAACCUCCUCCUGCUGGUUUCAAUCCUCAAGUAUUCAUGCCACCGCCCCCGAUACUACACCGCGGAUUUGAUGCAUACGUCGAGGGCGGACGUGCUAAGUCGGAUUUUGGCUUUAAUUCUGCAUCUGUUCGAGCAGCUUUUGUCCGAAAGGUCUUCUCGCUUGUUGGUAUUAUGUUAGCAGUGGUAACAGUGAUGACUGCCAUACCAUUCUUUCAUCGUGAAACGAUGACGUUUGUACGAACUACUCCGUCACUGUAUCUUGCAAGUUACGUCAUUUUUACGGUUGUCUACUUUGCAUUAAUGUGUUGUGAAGGUAUGCGAAGAUCAUUUCCCGGUAAUUUGGUUGCAUUAAGUAUCUUAACAUUAUCGAUCGGCUACAUGACCAUGAUGUUUACUUCUUAUCACAAUGCAGUAUCGGUAUUACUUUGCUUGACAAUAACGGUUUUUUGCUGUUUUGGGAUCAUCCUUUUUUCGUCUCAGACGAAAUACGAUCUUACAAGUUUGUAUGGCGUAUUGUUCAUCUUGUCAAUGGUCCUAUUUGUUUUUGGUAUCGUUGCAGUCGUUGCCGCCCUCGCAUUUCGUGUGACCUGGCUGUACACUGUUUACUCUGGAGCCGCUGCACUGAUCUUUAUGAUUUAUUUGGCCGUUGACAUCCAGGCAAUAAUGGGAGGACGAAAACACGAAAUUUCGCCUGAGGAUUACAUAUUCGCAGCAAUUCAAAUUUUCCUGGAUAUCGUUUACAUCUUUUGGAUGUUGCUCUCACUACUCGAUUCAGACAGAGACAUGAAUGUACAUUGGGAAAUCGGAGAUGAAAAACGAUCAAUAAAUGUAUUCUGGGAAUUUUGA